AAGCGUUAACUCCUCCCAACCGCCGCCGCCGCCGCCGCUCGUUCUCCCCCCCACCUCCUUAUUCCUCAAGGGCGGGGCGGCAGGAGCCGGUAACUGUCGCGCAUGGGCGCUGGGCUUUUCCAACGCUGGGCGCUCGCGCGGGGUGUCAGAGCCUUGCUGCGGCUGCAGCGCCAUUCUCCUCUCUCCCCAUCCCCUAGGAUUAGAGCGGGCGCGCCCCCCUCCUCCCUUCUGGCUGCUGCAGCCCUGCGUUGUGUGACUGGGAGGUUCCUGAGUGCGAGGCAUGAAGCUGAGUAAAGCCCAGUAUGAUGAAAUAGCCCAGUUCUUGGGGCACGUGCAGCCCACCAGACAGAGCCUGAGGAAGCUGAAGGAGAGAUUCCCUAGUCAAUCGCAGUCCACUCUGCUGAGCAUCUUCUCCCAGGAGUACCAGAAACAAAUCAAAAGAACACAUGCAAAGCAUCACACUGCUGAGGCUAUUGAAACUUACUACCAAAGGUACCUGAGUGGGGUGAUGAAAAAUGCAGCUGCCCCUGUACUACUGGAGCUAGCCAAUGAGGUGGACUUUGCACCAUCGUUGACUCGAAUUGUGCUAGAAAGAUUUCUAAAGAGCAAGAGGGAAACUAUCUCCUCCAAGACUCUUAUAAAUAGUAUGCUGCGGGACCCUUCUCAGAUUCCAGAUGGAGUUCUAGCAAAUCAGGUCUAUCAGGUAUUAAUCACAGCCAUCUUUUUUCAGUGUACUGUGAAUGACUGUUGUUAUGGACCACUGGUGGACUGCAUCAAACAUGUUAUAAACAAUAGUAUUUGUUCUCUAUGAGCUGAAGAACAGCUUCGUGCAAAGGGUUAUGACAAAACACCAGAUUUUAUUUUAGAAGUGCCAGUAGCUGUUGAAGGACAUAUAAUUCACUGGAUUGAAAGCAAAGCUUUUGGUGAUGAAUGUAGCCACCAGGCCUAUCUGCAGACCAGCUGGAGCUACUGGAAUAGAUUUGGUCCUGGAUUAGUCAUCUAUUGGUAUGGAUUUAUUGAGGAGUUGGACUGCCAUCGUGAACGUGGUAUCCUGCUAAAAGACUGCUUUCCUACUGAUAUUGUAACUCUGCGACACAGCAUGGCUCAACACUGAUGUUGGAAGAGAAAUUGGGAGGAAGAGGUGAAUCCGGAAGCAAUUUUACUUUCCUGCACUGUAAACUACUGGCAACAUCUGCCCUGAACUUCAGCUGAACUCCUGCUGCCUGUGAUCACACUACUACCUCUUUAGACAAACAUAUCAAGAGUUUCUGUUUUGCCUCAGCCCUCUGCUGUUGUGAGCAGCCAAAAACUACAGACACAACCCACUCAUUAUCAGCAGUUCUGUCUCUGUCAAACAGUUAGUUUAUAGAUAGUCAUAAUCUUUCUUCCUUCCGGAUGGCUUCUCCUUACAUACUAAACAAAAGAAAAAAUGUGGAGGCUGAAAGGUGUGACUUUCAAUUCUCCUCCCUGUGUUAUGGAGUCAUCUUAAAGAAAGUGCUUUCUGUUUUCUCUCACAUAACUUCGUUAAAUAUUAAAGAUCUGGCUCAAACACACACACAAGCCAGGAAAUUUGGUUAAGGCUGAAACUCCCUACUUAACACUCACACUGUGUCACUUGGUGCAAUUCAUAUGGUAAGAGAGGAUCACAUCAUCUUUAAUGCCUUGUUUGCACUCUGAAUUUCCUGGCUUUUGUAGCAUUAAGCCAGACAGCUACUAUUAUUCUAAUAUAAUGAUUGAUGCAUGAAUUUCCUCAUUUGUAUAUGUUUGCUUAAAAACAAAAGAAUCUGACAUUCAAUUUUUUAAAAAUAUUUUUCCUUAAUAAAAGUCAGCAUUUAUCUUGUGUGUAUGUAUAUAUAUAUAUAUAUAUGGGAAAAUGUGUGGUGCAUAUUAAUGUGUACCUUAAAAAGUAUUAAAAAUAAUUGGUAAAGCACAUUGACCUCUUUCAGCAGUUUUGGGAUAUCCUAGAAAUCUCUACUGAUGGAUCUUUUCCGUGGUUGAUUUUAAGCAAAUAAUUUGAGUAGAUCUGUGUAGGCCUCAUGAUGUGCAGUUUUCCGGCACGUGAAAUCCAAAAAGACCGUGUAUGAAACUUUGUACCUGGUUGAUGUAUUCUGAGAGUGUCAGCCUGGUGUGCAAGGAGAGAACCAAAAGGUAAACACUGCUUCCUACUGGAUUUGUUGGAUGGGGAAUUCAUCUAAAUAAGCACACCAUCUCCUGAGUGCUAUUGUUUCCUAUUCUCUUCUUCCUGAUGGAACUGCCAAGGCUGGAAGUGUCUAGAGAUGGCUGUGGGCUUCCACCAUUAUAGAAAUUGUGAGGGCUCCUUUCUCGUCUUCUUUUUACACUCAUCACCACAGAAAAGAGGGGUAGUGUUCAGCCUAACUUCUGCUCUCACAGCUAAGAGAUGGUCAGACAAGACAUCUCUUUGGGCUGGUAGCCUUUUUAAGACCCUUUCCUUCCUAACAGUCAGCCAGGGAAAAACAAAAUUUUUGAGGAAGCUGAUAGAAACACCACAAAUGCUGAACAUCUCUUCUCUAACCAAUCACAAGAGCCAAACAAAGCUAUAGACUCCAUCUUGGGAAGGGGAUUUGAUAAGAAGUCUCAUAAAACUGCCACUCCCAAAGGGAAAUUCCUCUCAGAAUAGGAAGUUGAGUUGCAUACUCAGCUUCUCUUGAGUAACAGAAGCUCUCAGAAUCUCAACAGAGAAGCUGUUUGGGGUCUGUAAUAUUUUGAAAUUGUGCACAAAUUUUCAAUCCAAAGUAAGAGAUGCAAAGAAAGUGUAUGAAACCACUUUUUUAACUUUAAAACAACUACACAGCUUAUUUUAAAAUAAACUUUCAAAUCUCACUUUUAUACUGAACUUUGUGCCAAGUUUUAGCAUGAAUUUUGUUUAUACGGCCAAUUUAGAAAUCCCUUCUUUUUUUUUUUCCUCUAGGAAAAAAUAGCUUUAAUAGUAUUGA
Molecule: messenger RNA, 2954 nt
Organism: Chelonia mydas (Green sea turtle)
Lineage: Eukaryota; Metazoa; Chordata; Testudines; Cheloniidae
Gene: CDIN1
Product: CDAN1 interacting nuclease 1
Biological process (GO): erythrocyte differentiation
Cellular component (GO): cytoplasm; nucleus
Source: RefSeq, a predicted model, not a curated record